AACAAAUGUUUGGGUGAAUACAGCAACAGCAUAGAAACAGUUAGAGGCUAUGUAGCCUCGUUUUUUGACUGUUGUUCAUUAUGACGUCAUUGCCCGGCUAGGACCAACAUCUUUGACACUGCCGCGGAUAUCAGGAAGAAUAAUUUCCAUAUUUUCUAUUAUUGGAACUAGUACACUGAAGUGGCAGAUUUGAAGACUAAAUUUGCUGAAGAAAAAUUUUCGUGCAAAUCAGAGGAGGACUGUCAUACUAUCAACAUGGCCAAUCCACCAUCCCCACAAAGCAGUGGAAGUGACAUGGACUGUGAGAUUAUCAACCUGGACUCUAAUUUCAUCACAUUUGAGGACAUUCAGGAGAAUUAUAUGCCAGGAGCAGACAUCUUUGUGACAUACAGAAUUGGGAAGCACUUUAUUCCAUCCAGCUGUGACUGGAUAGGACUGUUUGGAGCAGACUGGAUAUUUCCCUCCCAGGUCCUGACCUAUAGAUACGCUCCUCAGGGGCACUCUGGCCACCCCCACCUGAGGAGUGUGCUGUUUGAUGCCAGGAGCCUCCCUGCUGAUAACAAUGAGGCCUCCUACCAAUUCCUGUACAUAGCAAGAGGAGACCAGGUGAUAGGCACCAGCAAGCUGUUCAAAAUACACACCUUUAUACCUGAGACUGACCUGGUCAACUUUGAGUUUGUUGACCACAGUGUGGACUUUUGUGACCCUUUCACCGUCAUUAAAACAGCUCCAAGUCAGAAAGGGAUCCUGAGGUCAUUUGAGGUCAUUAAAGAUCCUGAGUUUGACUUCCCAGUGGUCAGGCGAUGCUCCUCUGACCACAUCACCUUAACUUCAAACUGGUCAGACCAGAAAAAACACUGGACUGAUCUUUUGAAACUUGAACUGGACUUGUCCGAGUCCAGCUCGACUAAAGACAGCAGCACACCAGAUGAGCCCGAUUUUCUUGAUAAAAUCAACCCCGAUCUGUUUCACUGUGACAUUGGAAAAGCUCCCACAGAUGACCACUGGAAAGAUUUGCUCAAUAUCGACCCUGAUAUCUUCAGUUAUGAUUACGUUAAGUCAGAGAAGAAAAAAGAGGAGAAGAAAGUGACUCCUUGUGAGCCACAAGCAGCUGUGACAGAGCAGGCACUUGUUCCAUAUGUCCCUAUAUACACAUCUUCCAAGCAGACAGUGGAAUCUAAGGUUGCUGUUAACCCCUUCAUACAGUCUCUGCUUGUACUUGCUCUGGCCAAGAUAUCCCAGCGAGCAAGGUAUAAGAUUGAAAAACCCUUGACCUCUACAAAUGUGAUGAACAAAGUUGCAUCUUCUACCCCAUCCAAUACCGAGGACAAGCCUGCCACAAAAGAUGCAACUGAGAAGAAGCCAAAAGCACUUUCAAUAAAGUGCCACAACUGCAGAAGGCGCCUGAAGAACUUUUUGAGGUUGAAGAGACAACAAGUAGACCUUCAGAACAAAAUCACCGACCUUGAGUCCCAGCUUGAAGCAUCAGACUCUCUCCUGCUAUCAAAGAAUAUCUUAAUGGAGGAGUUCUCCAAGCAGGUGAAAAGUCUGGUAUCAGAGAAUGGGAAGCUGGUGGCCAUUAAUGAGAAGUUGUAUGAGGAAAAAGUCAAAGCUGACAAAGAAAAUAAAAUCAAAGACAUCCUUCAGCAGUCUGUUGACAGGCUGACUUUUUCCAUCAAGAUGGACAGUCUUGAACAGGACAAGAAACAGCUGACCAAGGAGGUCCAGUCUCUCAAGGCCCAGAUCAGGAACUUGAUGAAACUCGAUGAGGUGAAAAAACUUAAAAAAGAGAUGCACCGAUUGAGGUCAUGCCUCUUCUCAGAGGAACUGAAGAUCACUUUCCUGACCAAAGAGAAGGAAGACCAAUGCCGGGAGAUUGCCACACUGAAGAGGCAGCUUAGACAGAAGGAAGCAGAGUUUGACUUUGCUUGGGCACAGAAGAGAGAGCAGACCAGUCAGCUUGACGAGGCCAAACAGAUGAUACAGAACGGCAUAUACAUCAUCUCCUCACUGUAUGCACGGGGUUUCCACACUGUCAAUCACCAGGAGGAAGGUCACAAAUUGGACAUAGCUACUACUCUGAAAAUUGCUGGAGUUGAUGCAGAGAACCCACUCUAUUACCCUGACAUUGUUGUACCUGUAGCCGUGAAGAGCAAACUCAGUGAACUCAUUCAGAAGGCUGUCAGGGACAAAGCAGCCGCAGCCAAGAGUCAAGUGCAGUGUCCAACCCCAAGCCAGGACAUCCAGGAAAGGAUCACCUCCCUGAACCAUGCUCUGGAUGCCUCAGCCUUGGUCACUUCACAUUUUCAAAAGAAAUGUAAGCAUGCAGCCAUCCCCCUUCCUCCCAAGGUGCCGUCUCUAGUGCCUUUCUUCAAGCCACUCCCUUUGCAGUACUCAGAUGUGGUCAAGAUGGAUCCUCCAGCCACUAAAACUGCCCUGACCACUGGCUUGACCAGUGUUAUGGACACUGUCAAUACUGAGCCCAAGAAAGGUGUGAAGUUUGAUGAAAUGGUCACAGUGAAGGUAGAGGAGACACUGAAGAAAGCUGCGGUCAUUUCUCAGGUUGCAGAUGUCAGACCUAAGACUCCCAUGGGCAAGCAAAAAACUGUUACAGAGAACCGCGCUUCACACCGUUACAAACCCUACGACCGUAAAUCUGGCAAAAGAUCCCAGAGCCAGGAGGUAAGAGAAAUCAUCCGUGAUCUCUCUGCUGCAGAAGAAUACUCCCCAUUGAGCUUCACUGAUCAACAGCACUGCAAACAUCACGGUGCCAGUAGCGCAGCAGGCUUGGCUCGGAUGGAAGAUCUUUCCCUGGAAGAGGAGAUCAUUGCCUCAGGAGGUGCUGCCUCUCCUUUUGCUUUUAUCUCAGCAGACUUCCCACAGCCUAAAACAUCCUUGGCUCCUGCCGCAGUAGAUAUCAACAACAACGUGGAGGAAUUGGAGGAGGAGGAGGAUCUUGAAGGGCAAGAGGUAUCUUGGGGCAGUUUCACGGACCUUGCCAAUCGCAAACGACCAGCUUCUCCAGUUGCCACGGCCUUGGAAGAUGGUGGUCUUCUUGGCGCAACCGCUGCAGUCGUGACUGCUGAUAAUGCCGAGACUCUCCCACUGGAAUCCCAGCACAAAGUUCACUGUACUUCACCCACCGUGUCUCUCCCUCCCCGUUGCAAGAAACCCGCCAGGAAAUUCGUCCGAUAUUACAGAAAAAACUGCAGCAAAGGUGGCAAGAGUUCAUUCAUCCGCACCUCAUCCCAGGGAAAAACUGACAAGACCAAAGUUGGGGAGUGUCUUGGCAAUAACGCCUCUAGCGAGCAGAAAGGUAACAGGGACCGGAAGCGGCCCUUUCGUUCCUCCACUGCAGGCCAGCGUUGGAACAGUUCCUUUCAUGCCUACAGUGGAUCAAGUGAAUAA
Lingula anatina is the source of this 3408-nucleotide messenger RNA. RefSeq lists its product as uncharacterized. NCBI's taxonomy places the organism in Eukaryota, Metazoa, Brachiopoda, Lingulata, Lingulida, Lingulidae. The record is from RefSeq and is a predicted model, not a curated record.